AGACAUAGUUUGGCCUGCCUUUUACUGUGCACUGUGCACCCAUAAGUCAUUUAUAUGUCCGCACAUACACUAGGCUAGUGGUGGGUACCCACUCUGCAGUGUUUUGAAUUGUCCUUUUGUAGAUUCGUUAAGCUUUUUUUUCACUAGCUUAGUUUUGUUGGUUAUAAAAUAUAUUUUUUAAAAAUAGUAAGGGUAAAUUUCAGUUUGUCCUGUUCCUUCCCACUUGUUUGACACACCUUGAUGUAAAUAUUGUACAUUGAAAUCUAAUUCUAAAUAUUGGUGUGUCAGUUUGUCUCAGUUUAUGGUGUCCCAGAAUGUUUACAGUUAUUUGUUAGAACCAAACAGUUUGACAUCUAUAUGACUUCUGAGAGACAUUUGAUCAGUCUAAUUUGUAGGGUGGUCAGGAGGAAAAUGUAUUGUGUUGAUCUAAUCCCAGAUUUGGCAUAGUCCAUAAGCUUGCACAUCUGAAGCAAAGAGCAUUUCACACUUUAUCUCCAAACAGGAUUACACAAUGUCAUGCUAUAAUCCAGCAGCAUAGCUCCCUUUAUUUCCUGAGCCAACUCAAGAACUCCCAAGUCAUCCAUCUGGCAUGCUUAAUGCAAAGCUUUUAACCUCUGUGAGGUACUGUAUUAAAUGAAAUGAAUCACUGUGAGCCCCUGGUUGGCUUUUUAAAGUUGGAUAUUGGGAUAGAGACAAUAGUGACGUAACUGGUUUUCAAUUAACAGCCAUCCUUUUUUUCCAGUUGUCUCUGCUGUGAAUACACAGCACAGUUUUUAAUGAAUGUGAACAGUGAGGACUCCCAGGUGACCUGCUUGUGCUGUGGAGUGAUAAUGAAAAAGGCGGAUACUUUGGCGUAACUUGUCCAAGCUACAGGUUCACUUAUGUUAUUCAUUCAGUGGAGAACCAGUCGCCUUAAUGUAUGCUUGCUCAGCUUGUCGAGAAUGAAGACACAGAACUAAACAUGUUGACUUUCUGAACUUUGAGAUGAGAUCCAAGCCUACCUCUGCAUGGGACUCUGGGAACAGCACCUUUUGGGAGGAAUACGUCGACAUCACCUUCGUAGUGGCACACAGCUUGAUCCUGUUGAUAACCUCUGUUGUGGGAAUUGCAGCAAAUAUUUUUGUGAUACUGGCAGUUUAUCACCAAAAAUCACUGCAAACUUCAAAUAAUGCACUUGUGGUGAAUCUUGCCAUCAUAGACAUUCUGCGGUGUGUAAUCGACUGCCCUAUCCUCUUAGCCAUUGUUAUGGCUGUGCAUCAGAAAGGACAUGUGGACGAGAUGAUCUGCGAUGCACAAGUGGCCUCUUUCUCCUUCAGCUGCUGCAUCCAGCUGUUAACGCUGGCAUGCAUAAGCGCAGAGAGGUACCAGGCCAUCGCACAACCCUUCAAAACAAGUCAACGAAGAAAACGGAUUACAGUGCUGAUCCCUCUCACAUGGACCUUGGCUAUCCUGGCGGCUGUUCUUUGUCUCAUAUUUGUGAGGGACUCACCCGUGUAUGUGAGAUGCAAGGGAUCACAGAGAGACACACCAUCCUCUUAUGACACCUUUGGACUUUACAUGCUGUUCCCACUGUGGGCAGCUUGCUUCAGUGUCAUUAUUGGAUUCUAUGCUCGCAUAUUUACCCUUGUGAGAUCACACAAUCGCAAAAUAUUUGAUAAAGGUACUGUCCCACUUACUAAAAAGACCAAAACAGAAGAUAAAGAGAAGAAAGAAGAAACCGCAGUUGUGGAAAAUGGAAAGUCUGAGCAAAACCGGACCAUGAAUUUGGUGACACAAGCUGAACCAAAUCCAUCAAGAAAAGACUCUUCAAAUGUUCUACUGACCUCAACAAACACUGCACAAUGUGUCUCCAGCUCAGAGGAUAAGAAACAAUCAAAAAAUACAGUGGAGAUAACUAACUUGGAAACAGAACAACCUUGCCCUCCUGCAAUGCAGACUGCAGUGCAGGCUGAGGAGAAGCCUUUUAUGACAGAGCAGUCCAACCCCUGUGCCACAAGAGUUGAAGUAAAACCAUCAAAUGGAGGUGCUGAUAGCAGUGUUAAGAGCUCAACGACAAAGCCACAGAAGGUGUCAAGCAAUUUCGACACAGAAACCCAGUCCAAAGAGAAAGUGAAAAUUGACAAAGCACCCUCUGAAAUGAAAGAAACCAGCACCCAUGUACCCUGCUCUGCAGAGUCAGAAAAUCCUGAAUCCACUGCUGUGUUACUGAUUGAACCAAAGCAAGUUACCAGCAGCAAUGGAGGAGAAACGCAGGCUGUUACCACAGUAGAUCAAGUGUCUUCAUUACCGCCAGUCUCAAGCAAUGCCCUGAAACAGAAGCACCAAACAAAAAUGUAGAAGUUGAAGGAGCUGUUUGCAUGAUGCCUUCAAAAGCGAAUAAAGAGAGAGCCAAAAAAAAGAAGGAAGGUAA
Molecule: messenger RNA, 2410 nt
Organism: Lates calcarifer (barramundi perch)
Lineage: Eukaryota; Metazoa; Chordata; Actinopteri; Centropomidae
Product: dopamine D2-like receptor
Exons: 1
Coding region: 985-2337 (450 amino acids)
Biological process (GO): G protein-coupled receptor signaling pathway
Cellular component (GO): membrane
Molecular function (GO): G protein-coupled receptor activity
Source: RefSeq, a predicted model, not a curated record